This is a messenger RNA of Phalaenopsis equestris, 2118 nucleotides long. RefSeq names its product U-box domain-containing protein 1-like. The record is from RefSeq and is a predicted model, not a curated record. The transcript has a single exon. Gene Ontology annotation, biological process: protein ubiquitination. Gene Ontology annotation, cellular component: nucleus; cytoplasm. The coding region runs from base 1 to 2118 and encodes 705 amino acids. NCBI's taxonomy places the organism in Eukaryota, Viridiplantae, Streptophyta, Magnoliopsida, Asparagales, Orchidaceae. Gene Ontology annotation, molecular function: ubiquitin-protein transferase activity; protein binding.
AUGGACCAACCCACCCCUCCCCCGAAGAGUCCCACACCGCCGCAGCCGCCGCCGCCGUCGCGCUCGUCCACCGGCGCCGUUACUCUUUCCGGUCUCCUCCCCCCCGCCUCCCUCAUCGACUCCCUCUUCCUCACCUGCUCCGACCUCUCUUCCCUUUCUUCCCCCUCUCCCGUCCACUCCCUCCACACCCGCAACACUGCCGCCGCCAUCCACCGCUCCCGCCUCCUAUCCUCCCUCUUUGAAGACCUCAGCGACUCCACCUCCUCCUCCGUUUCUCUCACUCCUUCAUCCAUCCUCUGUCUCACCGAACUCCAUUCCAUCCUAUGCCGCACAAAAUCCCUCCUGAACGACCUCGCCGCCACCAGCGCUCUCUGGUCCCUUCUUCAACUUCAGUCCACCGCAAAGCGCUUUCACUCCUGUGCUCGAGAUCUAGCCUCUGCACUCGACAUCCUCCCCCUCACCCUCCUCUCCAUCUCCCCUGAUGUUCACGAGCAGGUCGCCCUCCUCCAUCGCCAAGCCAAGCGCGCUGCCCUCUUCAUCGAUCCCCGCGAACUCCGCCUCCGCGAUGAUCUGGUCGCCAUCAUGGCUCAGAAGCGCAACGAAAGGGCAUUCAUUGAUUUUAAGAAAUUGGAUCACAUCAUGCGCGUGCUUGGGUUGAAAUCCACCACUGCUUACAAGGAAGAAAUCGAUCGGCUCGAAUUUGAGAUCAUUAAGCAGGCCGGCACCGGUGGUUUCGUCGCUGUUUCCCACAUUGCGAACCUAAUUUCCCUCAUUUCUUGCUCAAAGCCUAUCAUUUUCCAAUCUAGCAAAUCCGACCAGACGCCCCUGCAGCCAUUGCCAUCGCGAGAUCUUAGUCGAUCGGUAUCUUGUCCUGUAUCGUCGACAACACUCUCAAGCUCGACAUCUUUCAUCAUCCCUGACGAAUUUCGAUGCCCGAUCACGCUUGAUUUAAUGAGGGAUCCUGUAAUCGUGGCAUCCGGGCACAGCUAUGAUCGGAUCGCUAUUUCAAGGUGGAUCAACUCCGGCCAUCACACUUGCCCUAAGAGUGGGAAUAAGCUAAUCCAUAUGGCUCUCAUCCCCAAUUACGCGCUAAAAAGCCUAAUCGAACAGUGGUGCAAAGAGCAUAACUUUUUAACCCCAUCACUCUUGCAGCGGAGCACCUCUGAAGCUGCGGAUUCCGUCUCCACCGUCGCGAAGGACCACAUCUCCGAGCUGAGAGCAGCAAUGGAAGCCGUCAGGAUGACUGCCGAGUUCCUUGUAGGAAAGAUUGCCACUGGUUCCUCAGCCGCGCAACGCCAAGCAGCCUACGAGCUCCGUCUCCUUGCAAAAACUGGAAUGGACAACUGUCGCAUCAUCGUGGAGGCUGGGGCCAUCCCUUUCCUCAUCACUCUACUUGUCUCCACGGAUGCCCAGACACAGGAGAACGCGGUGACCGUGCUGCUCAACCUCUCCAUUUUUGAUAAAAACAAAAUCCUGAUUAUGUCAUCGGGAGCGAUUGACGCCAUUAUCAGAGUACUAAUUGGAGGGAAGGCGAUGGAGGCGCGGGAGAAUGCUGCUGCUACACUAUUUAGUCUGUCAAUACUGGAUGAAUGCAAGUUGGCGAUAGGUGGGCGGGAAGAUGCGGUGGCGGGGCUAGUGGGGCUACUGAGGGAGGGGACGACAACGGGGAAGAGAGAUGCGGCAAUGGCGCUGUUCAAUUUGGCAGUUUACGGGCCGAAUAAGGUAAGGGUGGUGAAAGCAGGGGUGGUGAAGGUGUUGGUGGAUCUUCUAAUGGACGAUGAGGCGGGUGUCACCGACGAUGUGCUGGCUGUGCUGGCUCUGCUAAUUGGGUGUGAGGAGGGGAUAAGGGAGAUAAGGGAGAACAUGGUGGUGGAGGGGGUGUUGGUGGAAUUGUUGAGAUUUGGAUCGGAGAAGGGGAAGGAGAAUUCAAUUGUUGUGUUGUUGGGUUUGUUUAAAGAUGGAGGGGAGGAGAUGGGAAGGAGGUUGUUGAUGAAUCCAAGGAGUGUAUCUUCACUUCAGGGUUUGGUGGCUACUGGUUCUCCAAGGGCAAAGAGGAAGGCUGAUGCUCUACUUAGAUUGCUUAAUAGAUGUUUACAGUCUAAUUUUGCAUGUGUUUGA